Messenger RNA from Aethina tumida (small hive beetle), 417 nucleotides. RefSeq lists its product as uncharacterized. Lineage: Eukaryota; Metazoa; Arthropoda; Insecta; Coleoptera; Nitidulidae. The transcript has 2 exons. The coding region runs from base 67 to 381 and encodes 104 amino acids. The record is from RefSeq and is a predicted model, not a curated record.
GUUCCGCAAAAUAAUAACUGAUCCAGCAGCAGCGGUCAUUCUAGUCACAUAUUUGUUAAUACAAACAUGAACGUUUAUUAUAAAUGUUUUAUAUUGAUGGUCCUGGUGUCCUCUGGGACAUGUACCCUGUCCACGGUUAGAGAUUUGGUCCAGUUUAACGUAGCUGGUCAUCCAGUUCUUCACAAAACCGUAGAAUGGCCCAUUGAUCCCGAAAUUGGCAUCAGGAGAUCCAGACAGUACCAAGAAUUAAACGGUAGGUUGGGUGAAAAAGCCAUUGAACGUUUAGGAUUGGGCAUCGACGGUUUCGACAGAGAACGUCUAGAAGCCCAAAGAGCCCGAGAUGUUGGACAUCUUAAUGGAAUCGAUUAUCUCACUCCUUAAAUAGUGUUUAUUUUUUAUAUUUGUUUUAGUUGUUAA